AAGACGGUGAUCCUCGGACGUCGGCCAGCUAGCCAGCCAGAACGGUUCAGUUUCAGUCGAGCUUUCGAAUAGAAAAUAGAUUAGAACCAAAACGAAACAAAAAAAAACUACACCUCCAGGGAAAAGUGUGGUCAACGAAGAAGAAAGCCUUGGCUUCGAAACCAUUUUCUCAAUUCAUCGAAUCUACGCAACUUCGCCAAGCUGAUUGAUUAUAAGUGAUUUAACGCCGUGCGGAAAUGACACUGAAAGACGAGAUUGUCGCCUCCUCGGCGGAGGUCAAACCCGACUUUGGCGAAGCGUACUCCACCAAGGACGAAAUCCUUCAGCUCUCGUCGGCCAUCAGCCGGAGAUCAUCGAACGCCGCCGCGGCAGCAGCACAGCCCCCUUCGCCACCCGCUUCGUACCGACCCCAGGCUGAGUACGAAUGUGCUGGCCCGGUGGUGAAGCACCAUCAUCACCACCUGCACCACCCGCACCACCAGCAUCCAUGCGAAUCGAUCGAAAACAGCCAACUGUUGUACCGCUAUCAACGAUUUCAAGACUACUACAGCCGGAGCAGCCAACUGCAGGGCAAAGACGCCGAAGCCGACGGGUCCAAGAUGUACGAUAUUUUGGUGGUGAACAAAAACUACGAUGCCGAAGGACCCGACUCCAUCUCCGUGCGGGUGGGAGAUCUGGUUGAAGUUCUGGACAUGGGCGUAUCGUCAGCAGCUGCCGCUGCCGGAGCAAAGAGGCCAAAACUAGAUCCACAGCUGAACGUCGGCAAGACGGAAAGCCUGCUCGAUAGUUCCAUUUCCAAGCACAAGUUAUCCAUCAAACCGAAAAAGAACUAUCACAGCUCGCAGUAUCGGAGAAGUGUUAGUCCGCAGCCACCACAGUAUCAACCGAAACCGAACGAAAAGUGGAAAGUGCGAAUCUUCGACGGGGACGACAAUGCCAAAGCGGGUUGGAUACCGGUUUCGGUACUGGACAUCAUGCACACUGAUCAGGCCGUGUUCGGUGAUAAAGCAAAUGAUGCCUCUUACCGCCGGGAAGCCGUCGUUCGUGAGCUGAUUGAAACUGAGGAGGAAUUCGGCCGGGACCUGCAGCUGGUCGUCGACAACUACAUCAAGUUCAUCGACAACCCGGACAACAAAAUUCCCCGGCAGAUCCGCGAUCACAAGGACGACAUCUUCAACAACUUCAAACAGAUCGCGGACUUCCAUAAUACUGUACUCAUCGAAGGUGUCAAGUACUAUGCCAACAAUCCGAAAAUGAUUGGCAAAACGUUCCUGCGGUUGGAGCGUGACUUUGACAAGCAUGUGCGGUACUGUCGGGACGCGCCGCUUGCGCAGGAGUUUCUGGCCGCCAACGAUGCCGUUCGAGACUUUUUUAUGGAACUCUCCAUCACCCUAGACGACGACAAAAGUUUAUCGGAGCAUCUCAAACUACCCAUCCAGCGGAUCAACGACUACAAGUUACUCUUUAAGGAACUUCUCAAGUAUUCCACUGCCCUCGGCGAAAAUGUCACCGACCUUCAGAAGGCCCUAGAGUUGAUGCUCUCGGUGCCCAGUCGAGCAGCAAAUAACCGAUAUUUGGAGAGCAUCGAAGGCUUUCGGGGAAACCUCCAGAAGCUAGGUCGCGUACUCGCCCACGAGUACUUCGGAGUUAAAGACAAGGAGAACAAAAUCAAAGAGCGUUAUCUGUUCCUAUUCAAAUCUCGCGUACUCAUCACCAAAGCAAAACGGCUAUCUGACGAAAAAUCCAUCUUCGUACUCAAGGACGUCGUCAAGCUUCCGGACGUACAGAUCAGGGACGUCGAUUCGCGCGCCUUUGAACUUCUACCAAAGGUCGGCGGCCGAGGAGACACCGUUCAUCUGAUUGCCUACUCGGAGGAGGCGAAACAGCGUUGGAUCUACGAAAUCGAAGAAUACGCCGAAAACGCGGUUGCACUCCAGGAACACGCCAACGACGAUCUGCGUAUCGAUCCGACACAGACCAACAUCGACGAUAGUAUCAUCAAGCUACCGCAACGAAUCGAAGCCCAUAAAACCGACGAGAAUAUCAAACCUUCGGAUUUUGCCGAAAACUACGUGGUAUUCAAGCACAAAGCAUCACAUCGAGAAGAAGCUCAAUCGGUGCAGCAAACCGUCAGUCAAGAGGCGGUUCAAGCGGAAGACGAAGAAGAGAAACCUGUAAGCGUUCAGAAGCGCCUUGCAGCGCUCGAGGUUAAAAAGUCUUCCCGUAAAGCCGAGGCAGCUACCACUAAGCAAGAAAUAGUGCAGCAACAGUCGCAAAAGGUUGUUCAAAGCAAUACUUCAAGUGUCCAAGUGCAAGAAACUAGAACCUCUUCUACUGUUGUUCAAAGUUCAGCGACCAAACAGGAGUUGGUUCAAGAAUCAAAAACAGCAGCGGUUAAGCGACACCAGGAAUCUCAAUUAGAGGCACAAUCUAAAGAAGCUAAACUAUCUAGUCAAACACAAGUUAGAACUCAAGUGAUUGAAUCCAGUUCAGCUGCAGUUCAACAAGCUACACAACUUCAAUCUCAAAGUAAAGUACAGCAAAUUCAAACAACAGCAGUUGCAUCCUCCCAACAAUCUGCUUCUAAAGUCGAGGCUAAAUCUUCUUCCCAAGUUCAACAACAAGCUGUUCAAACCAAGCUACAUCAACAAGAAGGGAUUGCAAAGGUCUCAAGCUCUUCUCAACAGCUACAACAACUAACUGAAACAAAAGCAGAGGUUUCAACAGUUAAGCAGGAUUCUACACCAUCGUCACCUGCCAUCGACGCCGAUUCCAAAAUCAAACAACUUGAAUCAAAAUACGAAGCACUCAAACAAAAGAAGCUCGAGCAAAACUCCGAAGAAGUCGACGCCAAGUUCCAGAUUAUCGAAUCCAAAUUUGCAGCACUCAAACAAAAGCAGGAACAACAGAAGCAGAAACUGCAACAGGCUGAACCGGAAUCGAAACCAUCCGAACCUCUCAGCAAGCUCCAGCAAAUCGAAUCGAAGUACAAGAAUCAGGAGCAGCAGCAAGAAGUUCAAGUGAAACAAGAGGUUACCGAGGUCCAGAAGUCGAAACCUUUAACCAAAGUAGAACAAAUCGAGUCGAAAUACAAAUCAAAAGAAGAGCAACAAAUUGUUGAUGUAAAGACUCAAAUAACCGAAACUGUUUCGCAAGAGCAAAAACAAGAGCCGUCGAGACCACUGUCCAAACUAGAACAGCUAGAGUCGAAAUAUAGCAAGAAGAAGCUUUCUAUCGACCAAUCAGUUGAAGUAGCCCCAGUUGCAGUAGCCGAACCAUCAUCAUCUGUUGAAAUUGUUCAGCCCCAGACACCAGAUACUCCAUCUAAAAUUCAACAGAUAGAGUAUAAGUACGCAUCACUCAAGCAAAAGCAACAACCGAUUGUGCAAGAGGUUCAAGCGUCCGAAAACGUCGAACAACCGGAGCCGCAAUCCAAACUUGCCCAGAUCGAAGCAAGACAUACCGCACGUCGUCAAUCGUUCCAAAAAGAUCAAGAGUCCAUCGAACAGCAACAACAAUCAAAAAUCCCCAUCGCCACUGUUGGCAAGGCCGUAGAGCAGAAAAAGGAAGAGAAGCACUUCACCGCCCAAAAAGUCGAGGCAGUAAAGUUACCGGAAAUCCCGAAGAAGCCAUUCGAAAGCAAACCCGAAGAGGUAAAGACUGAACUCACCAAACCAGUCGAAGCACCAAAACCCAAAGUUGACAAAAAAGAUCGUCCCAAACUUCAGAUCCCAGUUCCAGAAAAACGGGUGGAAGAACCAAAAGCUCCCGAAAGUCCUAAAAGCAAAAAGAGACCCGACUCACCUAAAAGUCCGAAGGGUAAGAAAUCACCAGUCAAGUUACCGGAAAGUCCGAAGCUACCAGAGUCCAAGUCAAUUGAAAAUAAGGCUGAGACUUUGAAGACACCAACGAAAGUUCCGGAGCAGCCCAAGGCAGUAGAGAAGAAGGCUCCAGAAACCCCUAAGACACCAACCAAGGUCGCGGAAAGUCCCAAGCAAGUCGAGAAAAAGGCACCAGAGAGUCCCAAAGUAAUCGAGACACCAGUCAAGCCAAUUGAAAGGAAAGAACCAAAAACACCAUCCAAAGCUCCGGAAAGCCCGAAGACUGUUGUAACACCUAAAACGCCAGUAAAGGCACCGGAGAGCGUUAAGCUAACGGAAUCUGCAAAGGCUCCGAAUACACCGAGCGGAAAGAAGACUGAAACUGUCAAGGUUCCAGAACAGUCCAAGACUGCCAACAAAAAGCCGGAAACUUCAAAAGUUGAACCAACACCGCAGAGCCCCAAGGUUGUCGAGACACCAAAAUUACCGGACAAGAAGGCCAUCGAUCCCCCUAAGAGUACAGUUAAGCCAGUUGACAGCCCCAAACCAGUAGACAAGAAGCUAUCAGAGUCGGCCAUCGCCCAGAGCUCGAAGCUCAAAGAGCUUGAGAAGAAAUCAUUCGAAGCGAAGAAGGUCGAAGCCGUCAAGCUACCGGAACUACCCAAGAAGGAGGAACUAAUUAAACCAAAAGGUACAGCAGAAUCCGCUAGUGUAACAGGUUGCGAUACUCCUGUAGCGGUUUCCGAGCAGGAUACUUCUCUAGAAAGCCUAGUGGAACAGAAGUCUAGAGAGGAAUCCCUCAAGCAUAAGCUAGAGGAAAUCUACGAACGCGAAAAGGCUGCCCUUGCUGAAGCCAAACGAAUCCGACAAGCAGAAGAAGAGGAGAUUCGUCGGAAAUUUGAACUUCGUGGUGAACGGGAAAUCCAACAAAUCAAAGAAGCUACAUCGGAAAUUUUAGAGCAAAUACAAGCUACCAGAGCAUCCGUAAAGUCAGUACUGGGAUUAAACGAACAGAAUAAACCUAGUAUCAGCAAAGCAGCGAGUAAAACUAACUCGAAGUUACCGAAAAUCACUAAAGCGGCAGAUUCUGAAUCUCAGCAACAACAGCAGGCUCCACCACACGAUCAAAGUGGUGAACAACGAGAGUCGGCCCAAGGAGGCGACAACGGAGGUAGUAAUCAAAACAAUCAGCAAAAUCAAGGAGACGAUAGCCAAGAAGGAUCCGGUGAAGGUAACGGAGGAAAGCGAACACCGCCGCCGUUGCAGUUACCCACGUUUUUCGACCCACCGCCGCCACCAGUAUACCAAGCUACUAUUGAAGUCUUCAUCAAAAAGGAACGCCCUCCACCACCGCCACCUCCAAAGAUUACCAGGAAAUUAGUAGUGAAUACAGACGAACUUGAACGUAAGACUAAGCUGUUCUUCGAAGGUCAAAUAGAAGAACCAGAUCCAGAUUACAGCGCAGCAGCUGCCCAACGCAAGAUCAAAGGUAUCAAGCAUUUGUUCGGUAAGACUGGUCAAACAGUAAACUACGCCGAGGAUACCAUCCAUAAGGCAGAACAAGGAGAAUUCGAAAGCAUCCUUUUCCCAGAAGAGGAAGAACCCAAGCCAAAGGAGCCUGCUUACGAAUACCAGUACACGGUUGAAGACCCAGUCACUGGAGAGAAAAUUUGUACUGCUGAUCCUAACGUCGUAUUGAUAGAAAAGGAACUAGCCAUGGAUGAACACCAUUCUUCUAGGUAUUCUUCGCUAAGACAGUCUUCCCGCCGAGGACGCACUCUAGAAGCGCAACUCGAGGAACUAGCCGAUUUCGAGGUCAAGCACGAAGAGAAGAUGUCGACUACCCAUACCGAGAAACUACGGGUGCCUACCAACAUAAGGCCCCACUUUUUGAAGGCAAUUCACGGCCUGAGCGUCGAGCCCGGUGAAAAUGCGAAGUUUUCGUGCCAAAUCGACGAGGAAUCGACCGUCCAAUGGCUCAAGGAUAACAAACCGUUAGAUGACAAGCUAGCCGAUCGCGUCAUCAUUAAGGAAGCCGGUGAUCUUACGCAUGUUCUGGAGAUUCAGCACUGUCGCGAGGAAGACAGCGGUACCUACACGGCUCGGGCCAUCAACGGUACGGAGAAUGCCUCCUGUACUGCCCAGCUGAUUGUCGAAAAACUGACCCCAGAGCAGAGAAAGGCGCUUUCCGAAACCAACUCGCCGGUGUUCAGUGUGAGUCUGAAGGACACAGAGGUCAUCGAAAAGACUUAUCUGACUUUCAUGGUCAAAGUCAGGGGCGAUCCCAAGCCAAAGAUUCGAUUCUGCAAGGACGACCGUGAGAUCUUAGACACCGACAAGCGUAUGAAGGUCGUCCGCGAGCGUGAAGACAGCGGAUACUACGAGUUGAUUAUACCCGAAGUACACAAGGGCGACUGUGGUGUCUACUCGUGCACAGCCUACAACAAAUUCGGCAGCACCAAAACCCAGGCACAACUAUUGGUAUCGGAUCAGAAAGAGAUAUUCAACGAGCUGGACACUCUCGAUGCAGAUAAGAAUAAAUUCGUCUGGAAAAAGAACGGUGUACCCUUCGAUCCUGAGGAGCGAUUCAAGGUGCUAAUGGCUGAUGAUUCUGAUUCGUUGGCUCUUGUCUUCCAGCACGUGAAACCAGAAGAUGCUGGACUCUACACUUGUGUUGCCGCAACCGCUUCCGGCAAUAUCCAGUGUAGUGCUGAACUGACAGUUCAGGGACAAGUCAACCAACUGCAACAGGAGCCAACCAAGCCGCACCUUGAAGUUACAUCGAAGGAUGCACUGGCUCGAAUUGGCGGUAAAGCAAUGCUCGAGAUGAAAGUCCACGGCUAUCCAAAGCCAGAGCUCGUAUGGCGUCACGAGGGUGCCAUAAUCGAACCACAUGGUCGCUUCAAGUUCCUCUAUGAGGACGCCGAAUCCGUAACGCUGGUCAUCAUGGAUGUGCAACCUUCGGACGCCGGUGCCUACUCCAUCGUUGCACAGAAUCAUCUUGGCGAAGAUUCGACCUUUAUCAACCUCGUUGUCAAGUAUCCACCAACCAUUGUCAAGCCGCACGACACCUCGGCCAUGGUCGGCGAAAAUUUCAAAAUGUCGAUCGAGGUGAACGCAGUUCCGGAGGCUACCGUCCGCUACUACAAGAACGGCAAAGAGUUCAAGGAAAAUGAACGCAUCAAGUUCUUGACGGCCGAAAACUACCACAUCAUCAAGUACACCCCUACGGCGGCCGAGGACGCUGGCAACUAUUCGAUUAUCGCUACCAAUGAGAUUAGCCAGGCAACGGAGUUCUGGGAAUUCACCGUCAAUGCUCCUCCACGCUGCACAUACGGGCUUCCAGAAGAAACGAUUGUCAACGAGAAGGAGGACAUCGAACUGUUUGUCAAGGCUGAAGGUAAUCCUGCUCCGAUCGUACGGUGGUACAAAGACGGCAAAGAGAUUGUCGCUGAUGGUAAGCGUAUCAUAAUGAUCGAGGAUGAUGGUCGCUUCACACUGAAGAUCCACGCGGCGAAUCGUGACGAUACGGCACGUUACGCGGCCGAUAUCAUCAACGACUACGGUACCAUUACGCAACGUUCGCAGGUCAAUGUGAACUGCCAAGCGAUGGUUCGUGAAAAGCUGACGUCAAUCACCUGCAAGGAAGGGGACAGCAAUAUUGUAAUGAGUUUAAAAACUGAUGGUUUCCCGAGACCAAAGGUCCAAUGGUACAUCGAUGAUAUCGAGAUUACCGAGUCGCGAAACGAGUUCAAGACAGUCGAAGAGGGACUGUAUUACAAACUGAUUAUGAAGGAAGCCAAGGCCGAACUUCAGGGCGUUUACAAAGCCGUUUUCACCAAUGUAUACGGCUCGGAUGAAAGUAGCGCUAAGACUACUGUUCAGUGUACACCCAAGGUUCGUAAGCCGUUGGUGGAUACGGAGGUCGACGAAAACACCACUCUGACUCUGGAGGUUGAAAUCUACGCUGAGCCCGAGCCGGAGAUUACCUGGUACAAGAACGGACAACCGGUGCAGACAGACGCGCGGUUGACGAUCAAGCGCGACUCACAGCGGGUGGAAAACUAUACGCUGUCGUUGACGAUGGUGCGUGGUGCCGAUUCGGGAGACUACGAGGUCCGAGCGGUGAACUCUAUGGGAACCAUAUCCAGCAAAUCUCGGGUCGUUGUCCAGAAGGCCCUUGUAGCAAGCCCCAGUGAGAAUGCCGAAGCACACCGCAUGUUCAGCGAAUGUACCACAAUCGGUCAGAACGGAGAAACGAUCAUGAUCUCAGUACACACCGAAGAGAGUCAUGCUGCCAUCGUUACAGGACCCGAAGAAUCGCACUCAGUUCAUCAAAUGCGUGCCACUACAAUCAUAUUCGAAGAAGACAGCGGAUCUCCUCUGGAAACUCCUCAACGAAUUAUCUACCCAAACAAACCGCACGCUUCUGCCCUGCAUGUGGAAGAAAUAGACAGUAUAACCUUCCAAUCUCCGGAGGACACAGCUAAGUAUCAUAACCUGACGGUGAAUGAGUCUUCCGGCACUAGGCUGAUUAUCGAAGAGCAAGAAUCGGACAACGAAGCCUUCUCUUCAAGUUCUGGAAAGUUUUCCCGGGGAGUUUCAAUCACUUCGGCAACUACCUCGGAUGAUGAAGUUUCGUUCUCGCGGCAAUCCAGCAGACUGGGCACUGAAGAACCUGAGCUAGCCCAACGAAUGCAGGUGAACGGAGUCUCUGCAGAAGCAAACCAAGCAGAGAUAUCAAAAGCAUUGCAGAAGGAGGACGCUGAACAACGUGAUGCAGAGAAAGGUAAAAAGGUGCACUUUAAAGACGAUUUAGCUGCAGACUCUGAGAAAGCGAAGUUGAUGGAGAGGCUUGACAGAACGGAAAACAAAAUGGAAGGCGACGAAUAUUGCGUUCAAAUAGGCGGUGAUACAAAUACUCCCAAGGCAGGAAGAAUGCUUGAGAAGAUAGAUGCAGAAGAACACAAAGCUUCUGAAAGUGAGGCAAUAGACACAACCGACCUUCAAAGCGAGAAGGGCAAGCAAGCAAAAGUGCUAGAUAAAGUAGAUGCAGAGGAAUGCCAUCCUGUCGGUAGAAUGCCAAUAAAAACGGAAGACGUUCCAUCGGAGGAUGCUGGCAACACUAGAAAGAAGUUGGAGAAAGCAGAUAUAGAAAAUGCAAAAAUUUCUGAAGGAAAAUCUAUGGAAUCAAAAGACAUUGACUCUCCAAGAAAAGCCUUGUUGAAAGAUACAGCGGAAAAUGAAACAACCGACGCAUCGAAAGAACCAAUUCUCAGUGAAGAUUCAUCCGAAUCUCUCAAAGCCAAGCAGCUAAGAAAAGAAUCAGUAGAAGAAAUUUCUAUUAAAAAAUCAGCCAUGGAAGAAAGUGCAGCCAAUGAAAAGUCUAAAAAGGCUCUUUUGAAAGACGAAGCAGUCGCAGAAGAAGCUGCUGUGAAGUCAAAGAAAUCAACAGAAUCUGAAGCCCAACAACCCAUGCAACCAGAAGCGUCGCCGGAAAUUCUUAUGACCGACAUUGCUGAUGUCACUACGUUCGAUUCCCUGCCACUGACGUGGAUGGUCGAAGCCGACGGUAUCCCGAGACCAACCGUCGCCUGGGUACACAACGGAGAGGAAGUGAAAGCUAGUGAGCGUAUCCGUAUUACUGACUCUGGCACUCUCUACAAGAUCGAGAACCUCGACGUCAAGGAAGCUGAUGCCGGCGAAUGGAAGGCCGUGGUCAAGAACCGCAUCGGAGAAAAGUCUCUGCCCUGCAAUCUUACCGUUAUUCCAUGCAAGGAGUAUCGCCGUCCCAAAUUCCAGAAGGGCUUAGAGAGCCUCAGUGUUCAUAAGAAUGAACAAGUCACUCUGAGCGUAACCCUCACCGCUGACCCCGAGCCGGAGAUCACUUGGAUUCAGGAUGGCACCGAAGUGCAUGCCGACAACUUCGUGGAAAUGAAGACCGAAAUCAAGGAGUUGGAGUACAACCUCAAGGAAAUCACGUACACUCUGUACAUCGCGGAAGCUCGUCACUACGACACUGGCAAUUACACAUUCCGUGCGAAGAACAAGUACGACAUCAACGAGUCCAACUGCCGGUUGGAUGUGCUGUUGAAGCCAGAAAUUGAGAACUUCCACGACAUCACGGUGGAGCCGUUCACGCAAGGUGUCUUCCAAGUGCUGAUUAAAGCCAACCCGAAACCGAAGGUUGUCUGGACUAAGGAUGGUAUCAACCUGUGCAACGUCGACAACUGUGACGUUAUUGCCGACGUCGAAAAGGAAAUCUACACCCUGUUGGUCGAAUCGUGCGCUCUUGCCGAACAUGGAACGUACACCAUUACAGCUUCCAACACCUUUGGCGAAACAGUAGCCAGCGCCAAGUUGAACGUGCACAUGACGAAACCAACCUUCACCAAGGAACCAGACAGCAUGCACGUGCAUGACUGGGGCGAUGUCUACAACAAGGUGGAAGUUUCGGCUGUUCCACGUCCAACUAUUCAGUGGUUGCGCAACGGAACCCCCUUGAACUUGGAGGAAAUCGACGAAGAAACUAACGAACCGAAGGUUAAGGUAGUUACUUCCGGCGACACCGAAGUUACGAGCGAGCUGUUCAUCAGCCAUUUCGGUCCGGAAUGGCAAGGGGAUUACUCUUGUGUGGCUUCGUGCAUCGGUGGUGAGACGGAAGCCAAGUUCAUGAUUUUGGUCAAGAACGAACAACCGGUGUUUGGUAAGGGACUCGAGAGGGGUAUGGAUUUGGAAGAGGAUGACCGGUUGGAGUUGGCUUGUAUCGUUGACGGUAGCCCACUGCCGAAGAUGACCUGGUACAAAGAUGGCCACGAGAUUACGCCUAAUGAGCACAUUAAGAUCACCCACGGCCAUGAUGGACGCUGCCGAUUGAUCAUCGAUAAGGUUGAUCCAGGGGACAGUGGCUGCUACAAGCUUGUUCUGACAAACAAGACCGGUGAAGUUUCUACGCAGUCUUGCGUUGCAGUUACACCCAAACAGCGUUACCCGGUGUUCAUUCGUCCGUUGCAAGACCAUAAGGUUGCUGUUGGCGAAACGCUGCAUGUGGAAGCUAAAAUUGCAGGCUUCCCCAUGCCUGAAGUUAGAUGGUUUAAGGAUGGAUUGCCUGUGCAUCAGACCAAGGCUAUCAACUUCAUCAACGAACCCGACGGUAUUGUUGGAUUUAUUAUUGAUCGUGCCACUCCUGAAGAUGCCGGUAUUUAUACCUGUGAGGUGGUGAAUGAAGUUGGAAAGGCUACAUCGGCCUCUAUUGCGGAGGUUAUUCCAAAAUCGAGAAAGCCACAAUUCGUCAACGAGUUGCAGGACAUGAGCAUUGUGGAGGGUUACCCUCUGAAAAUGAACGUCAAGGUAGUUGGAUACCCUGCCCCUGCCAUCAAUUGGUUGCACAAUGGAACACAGAUCACUGGCGAUCGUUUCAAAAUCACCGAAGAAGGUGAAGGGUGCUCUACUCUUACAGUUGAAAAGUCUAUCGGAACCGAUUGCGGAGAUUAUCAAGUAGUUGCCUCUAAUGAAAACGGUGAUACAUCAUGCACUGGAAAAGUUACAGUUCUUCCUGUUACGGAUACGUCUAUGGGAGAAGAGCCUCCUAGCUUCUUGGGAGGUAUCCGUGACAUCACCGCAGACGAGGGCAAGGAACUGACGUUCAGGGCUCGAUUCAUCGGAAACCCUGCACCGGAAGUGAUCUGGACUAAAGACGGUGAACCACUGCAGCCAACUGGACGUGUUACUGUCACUUGUGAUGGCAAAACAGUCGGUCUCACCAUAACUCCCGCUGAAGUUUCAGAUUCCGGUGAAUAUGCCUGUCUGAUGGCUAACCCGUUAGGAGAAACCGAAACCAAGGCGUCCGCUAUUGUCCGUAAAAUGUUCCAGAAGCCGAACUUUGUCUACCGUUUCCCAGAUAUUCAGCAGCUACCAGGGUUGGAAGCGAAAUUCCCAGCAAAAUUGGUCGGCACACCUCGUCCAACCGUACAGUGGUACAAGAACGAAACUCCCAUCUAUCCGAGCGAUCGCUACAAGAUGAAGUACGAAGGUGAACAUUGCUGUCUGUACAUUAAGGAAUGCGUCGAAUCAGACACUGGAUUGUACUCAUGCACUGCUACCAAUCGCGAAGGAACGAGCACCGUUGAAGCCAAGUUGGAUGUCGUUUCUCAACUAACGAAGGGCGAUGAACCAACUCCUGCUUACUUCAUGAAGAAACCAGUAGACAUGACAGUACUUGAAGGCAUGAAGGCCAAGUUUACGGCAUGCGUAGAUGGAUACCCAUUGCCAACUGUGGAAUGGAUCCGCGAUGGCCACCGUCUGGUGCCGAGCGAAAAAUACCGUAUUGAAGCCGACAUCAACGGUCUUGCUCGUUUGAUUAUCGACGAUGUCCAGGAGGAAGAUCUUGGACGUUACACUUGCAAGAUCAGCAAUAAUUUGGCUGAAGUAUUGGCCCAUGUUAAUCUACGCUUCGAACCUCUCGAUGCUUGUCCAAGACGUCGCUUUGGAAAGACCAAAGAUAAGAGCUUCAUUCAUACCAGCCCGUAUCCUCUCAUGGACAGGCCGAUUAUCUCUAAGUUGUCCGACCGCCGCUUGACUUUGUCUUGGAAACCCUCCAUGACUACCGUUCCACGUGAGCCUGUAACUUACCAGGUCGAAAUGGUCCAGCUUCCCGAUGGCGACUGGUACACAUACCGUUCUGGAAUUCGUAGCUGCUCAUGUGAAAUACGCGAUUUGGAACCCUUCCGUGAUUAUAAGUUCCGUAUCCGAGUCGAGAACAAGUACGGCGCUAGCGAACCCAGCCCAUAUGUUCAAACAUAUAGACAGAAACUGGAGUCUGAGCCUCCAGUGUUUUAUCCAUAUUUUGGACCAGGGCGUGAUUACCGUCCGGGCGUUUCCCCGCUUUUCCCACGCAACUUCGACGUAGAACGUCCCUCGCAUCGUGACCGAGCUUCUGGUAUCCCACCGGAGUUCCUCCGUCAAGAGUUCCCCGUCCAAUACGGUACCAAGAAUCACAACGUCAGCCUGUUCUGGUUUGUGUAUGGUUAUCCGAAGCCAACAAUGACCUACUACUUCAACGAUCAGAAGAUCGAAGCCGGCGGUCGUUAUUGUUUCAGUUAUACCAGAAACGGCCAGGCUACGCUGUUCAUCAACCGCAUGAGCGAGCGGGACGUUGGCGUGUACGAAGCCGUGGCUACCAACGAGCACGGCUCCGUACGGCAACGCGUCUGCCUCGAGCUCGGUGAAUUCCCACGAUUCCUGCAGCGCCCGGAAGAGGUAUUCAUUAUGGGUCGCCGUUCGGGCCGCGUCGAAGCCAAGAUUGCCGGCGUACCCUUCCCGGAUGUGAAAUGGUACAAGGACUGGCAACCGAUCACGGAAUCAUCACGCCUUAAGAUGAUCUUCUACGAACCGGACACGUGGGUUCUGUUGAUCACUGACGCGAUCAAAAAGGACGAAGGUCUGUACUCGAUCAGCGUACGCAAUGCUAUUGGGUCGGUCAGUUCGUCGGUUAUGGUUCACGUCGAGGACAACGAAGAAGACUACGUUUACAACGCCCAUCACAGAACUCCGUACGUCCGAGCAAGGAACAAGGUCUAUGAAGACUACUACGAUAUUGGUGAUGAGAUUGGAAGAGGUACGCAGGGUAUCACGUAUCACGCCACGGAACGUUCCAAUGGUCGCAAUUUCGCCGCUAAGAUCAUGUAUGGCAGUCCAGAUUUGAGACCGUUCAUGUUCAACGAGGUGGACAUUAUGAAUGUCCUGAAUCAUAGGAAGUUGAUCCGUCUGCACGACGCAUAUGACAUCAACAAGUCGUUGACGUUGAUCAUUGAGCUGGCUUCGGGUGGCGAGUUAGUUAGGGAUAAUCUGUUGAUGCACGACUACUACACCGAACGCCAAGUCGCCAUCUAUGUGUAUCAGAUACUAUUGGGGUUGGAGCACAUGCACACUCGAGGAAUUGGUCAUAUGGGAUUGACAAUUAAGGAUCUGCUAAUUGCUUAUCCUGGUAGCGAUAACUUGAAGAUUUGUGACUUUGGUUUGUCCCGUCGAAUUGAAGACGAUAAAUUGUACACGCUGGACUACGGAAUGCCAGAAUUUGUUGCUCCGGAAGUGAUCAAUCGUCGCGGUGUUGGUCUUGGGCAGGAUAUGUGGAGUGUUGGUAUCAUUACCUACAUUCUGUUGGGUGGUAUUAGUCCGUUCAUGGGUAGAAAUGAUCGCGAAACUCUGACUAAGGUGCGUGAUGGUAAAUGGAGCUUUGUUGGUACUGUAUGGGAGUUCAUUUCUUCGGAGGCUCGCGAUUUCAUCACAAGAUUGCUGGUCUACGAAGACGAACAUCGCAUGACUAUCAAGGACGCACUGAACCACUCCUGGUUCGAUAUCAUCUACAAACGUAGCUUUGAUGAGUACCAAAUCGGCACGGAUCGUCUUCGUCGGUACUAUUAUCACUACAGAGAUUGGUACACCAACGCUUCGUGCCGUACCUGGUACCGCCGUCGUCCAUUGAUGAGCUGCUUCGAUCAUCCUUCGAAGAUGGUGUAUCCACCUGGAAUCAUUUUCACUCCGGAAGGCACCCCACCACCAGUGGCCGUCGACGAUAUCCCGCACAAGCGUAGGAAGUGGGACGAAUACGUCUCCAAGGACAACCACCCGGAUUACGAGACGGCGUCUUUCAAAUCCGAAAGCCACUACCAGUACGGACCGGACACAUACUUGCUGCAGCUACGUGACACCACUUUCCCCUGCCGUCUGCGUGAAUACAUGAAGAUUGCCAAGCACCGAUCGCCAAGCUUGCUCAGCGAGAGUAACUACGAUGGAAGCUUGCCGAUCAUCCGCGAGCGUCGUCGUUUCACUGACAUCAUGGAUGAAGAAAUCGACGAUGAACGCCGAAGCCGAAUCAGCCGCUACGGAACGGAUGACAGCGUAACGAUUAGUCGUCGCCUCCGUACGGAAGUUGGAACGCGCCUUGGUUCGUAUGCCGAGGCUGAAGCUAUGAUAGAAGUUAAGCGGGAAGGUCAGCCACCGUUCUUCCGCGAGAAGCCCCAAACGAUCGCUAUUCGGGAAGGUGAACCUAACCAGAUCGUUUGCUACGCGGUCGGUGAUCCGAAACCAUCGGUUACGUGGUUCCGCAACGAUAUGGUCGUUACCGAUAGCAACCGCAUCAAGGUAUUGGAUGACGUUGAUGGUCGCUCGGUAAUCCAGUUCCACCCGGCGUCGCAUAACGACUGCGGUAUCUACAAGGCCGUUGCUAGCAAUAGAAUAGCAAAGACAACGUCUCGCUGCCGGGUAGUGAUCGCUAUUAUCCCAGAUGCUCCGGAUUGUCCGGAUGCAGUUGCUGUAAGCGAUACUGAAGUAUUGCUGCGGUGGAGACAGCCUCGCCAUGACGGAAACUCGCAGGUUAUUUGUUACAGCUUGGAAAUGAAGCAGCAUGGAAAGCUCGAUUGGGUGGAUGUGGCGAGCAACAUCGAUCACGAGUUCUACCUGGUCCACAGCCUAACACCUACUACGGCUUAUCAGUUCAGACUGGCGGCCUACAAUCGAGUCGGCUGGAGUGACCGUGGCGUUGGUACGAAGUUGAUCCAUACUCUGGAGGUAGGAGCUCCCAAGAUUCAGAUUACUCGAGCUAUGAAACAGUUACAGCAGCUGACUGAGUCUGGUCAACACGUGGCACCUGAAGAACGUUCCGGACGUCUGGAUUAUAGCUACGAGAAGACUCCACUGAAGUGGUCCGUUGAGGGCAACUACAACGAAAAGUUCAGCUUCAUGUCGGAGAUCUCGCGUGGUCGGUACUCGAUAGUAGUUAAGGGACUGGAAAAGGCCACAGAUAAGAUCGUUGUCGCGAAAAUCUCUGAACUGGGAGAUGAACGCAUUGCGGAAGCAACGGAGCGUGAAUUUGAGAUGCUUCGCACACUGAGACACGAACGUAUUGCUAGCCUGUUGGCUGCCUUCAAACCUAAAAACACAUCUAUCGCUGCCUUGGUAAUGGAGAAACUACAGGGCGCCGACGUUCUAACUUAUCUGAGUAGCCGAUCAGAGUACUCCGAACAAAUUGUGGCCACGAUCAUCAACCAGAUUUUGGACGGUCUGCAAUAUCUGCAUUGGCGCGGAAUCGCUCAUUUAGAUCUUCAGCCUGACAAUAUUGUUAUGUCUUCGGUACGACAGGUGCAGGUGAAAUUGGUCGAUUUUGGAGCGGCGCAACCCGUGUCUAAAUUGGGAUCGUCUGUUCCAAGUCUGAGCUGGUUGGACUUUACUUCUCCUGAAGUGCUGAACGGCGAGGCCGCCUAUCCACAGACCGACAUCUGGAACGUUGGCUGUUUGGCGUACCUGUUCCUGUCGGCAACGAGUCCGUUCCGAGGAGGAGAUGAAGCCGAAACCCGUGCCAACAUUACCUUCGUGCGCUACAGGUUUGAAUAUCUCUUCAAGGAGGUCACCCAGGAGGCCACCCGGUUCCUGAUGUUGAUCUUCAAGCGUGCGCCAACGAAACGUCCGUCGGUGGAAGAAUGCUUCGAACACAGAUGGCUUGUACAUACCGACUUCAUGAUCAAGAAGCGCGAGCGUGCGAUCUUCCCCGGUAGCCGUCUGAAGGACUUCUCCGAAUACUACCAUUCGAUGAAAACGAACGAGGCCACCAAGUCGGAGACUAUCUCCAACCUCGGUGGUCAAUCUCCUCGUCAGUUGCUCCGAUCCAACAGCAUCCAGGAGGAACUGUUGACCACUUUCUAAUCCUGUCAACUAUCACUAUCAGCUACGUUCUAGCUAAGUCGUUACUUUCGUCUUUUGAAUCCUUCAACUAUUUAUUUAUUUAUUUUAUACUGUUCUAGUCCCCCAAACAGUUAGAUCCCUCCUAUAUAGAACAAGUAAUCUUCAUCCACUUUUGUACAUAUCCGAUUUUUUAUUUUAAUGAAAGGAAACUAUAGCACCUUGUGUUUAUUUUCUAAACGUGUAAGCAUAGGAUUUAAUUCAACAAGCAAACUAUGGCUACUACUACGACACAGGAAACACUUUAUAUAUUUGUAUAUGUGAUAUCCGAGUCAGGGAAACAAUUUUUUAUAUGAAUUUUUAACCGAAUCUCUAACCAUACAAAUACGUUACACAUCCCUGAAGAAACUGACUCGGACCCAUAUAUAUCCAGCUGGUUCCCUAUACUAGUAGUGUUUGUGUUUGCGGAAAUUACCCAUAUAACGCCAUCGCCGAUCAUAGAGGAGAACAGGGAAAAGGAAAACUCUUGACGAGAACUGUAAAAAUUAUUUUCACGCAUGGUACGAAAGCUUUUAACCGAAUGCACACAAAAGCAGAAGAGAAAAAAAAAUCUGCUUAUUUUGAAGUGAGAGAGAGAGAGAGCCCGAUAAAACGUGUAAUAUUCGUCGCAUUAAGGUUGCAACUUUAGGUCAUAUAACAAAAUUAACGAAACUGCGAAGCUUUAAGAAUGUAGUCUAAAUUACUUCCUUGUUUCCCAUUCUGACAUCUUCUUUUCCUUAAAACAAAUUGAUUAAAUAAAUAGUUGUGCAAAAUUC
Messenger RNA from Aedes albopictus (Asian tiger mosquito), 17311 nucleotides. It is a transcript of the gene Obsc, whose product is annotated as obscurin. Gene Ontology annotation, biological process: protein phosphorylation; synapse organization; homophilic cell-cell adhesion. Lineage: Eukaryota; Metazoa; Arthropoda; Insecta; Diptera; Culicidae. Gene Ontology annotation, molecular function: protein binding; protein kinase activity; ATP binding. Gene Ontology annotation, cellular component: axon; neuronal cell body; plasma membrane. Bases 237 to 16520 code for a protein of 5427 amino acids. The transcript is spliced from 30 exons. The record is from RefSeq and is a predicted model, not a curated record.